CAUGCAAUAAUACAACGAGCCAGCACAAGGCUACCUCUCUUCCUGUAACAUCCCCCCUCUCUCUGCGAGAAAAGAAAAGGAGAAAAGAAUUGAAACAACUGGCUUUUCUGUAGCAUUGGUCUCUUUACUUUUCUUUUUUUCAUGAGUCCUUGCGCAACUGUCGUCAAUCGCGGCGCUCUUUCUCUACUUUCAAGACGUUGGUCAAUUCCUGUUUUUGUUCACGUCGCGUGUGAACGUAGUGCACUGCACCAAACGCACUCACCAUGGAUUCCGAUAAUAUGGAGGAGUCGGCCUUUGACGACUUCGAUAACGAGUCAGAUGGCUACUCUCCAGAGCCGAAACCUAAGGCCAAGGCUCCUGCAAAGAAAGCAGCAGCCAAACCAGCUGUAAAAGCUACAUCAAAGAAAAUGGUUCAGACAACCCUAAAAACGACUAAGACUGCUCCUAAGAAACGCUCAAAGCCUGACAGCGACGAGGACGACGGCGGCGAUGAUGGUGACGAUGUCUCGGGCUUCUCCAACACCCCCCCAAGCGCAAAGAAGCAAAAGAAGGCGCCUGCCGCCAAGAAGUCUAGUGGUCCACCCUUGGGCGAGAUCGAGAACGAUAGUAUGAUGCUCGACGACUCGAAACCGUCAAAGAAGAAGACGGCUACGGAGAUGUAUCAGAAGUUGACACAACUCGAGCACAUUAUCAAGCGACCUGAUACAUACAUCGGUUCUGUCGAGCGCACUGAGCAGCAGAUGUGGGUCUUCAAUAAGGAGACCAGCCAGAUGGAACUACGACCCAAGGUUGGCUUUGUGCCCGGUCUCUACAAAAUCUUCGACGAAAUUCUCGUCAACGCUGCGGACAACAAGCAGCGCGAUCCGAGUAUGACGUACAUGAAGGUGUCUAUCGACCGUGCAGAAGGUCGGAUUACAGUCGAGAACAACGGCAAAGGUAUCCCGGUAGAGAUCCACGACAAGGAAAAGGUCUAUAUUCCCGAAUUAGUUUUCGGACACCUCCUUGCCGGUUCCAACUUCGAUGAUGACGAGAAAAAGACCGUAGGUGGUCGAAACGGUUAUGGUGCUAAGCUUUGUAACGUCUUCAGUACUGAAUUUACCCUAGAAUGCCAAGACUCUAAGAAUGGAAAGAGAUAUAAGCAGACGUGGAGGGAUAACAUGGGCAAGAUGGAGAAGGCAAAAAUAUCUAGCAGCAAAUCUAGCGACUUUGUUCGCGUCAGCUUCAAACCUGAUUGGAACAGGUUUGGUAUGCCUGAAGGCAUCGACGAUGAUCUCGAGUCGCUGCUUUACCGUCGAGUCUAUGAUAUGGCUGGUACGGUGCGCGGUAUCAAGGUCUACCUCAAUGACAACCAUAUCAAGCUGGACUUCAAGAAGUACUGCGAAAUGUACGCCAAAGCUAUUGCUCUUGAACGAGGUGCCGAAGAGGGUAUUGAACCUACGAGUACCGUCAUUCUCGAGGACAACAAAGCCCAUGCUCGAUGGGAGAUUGCCUUUGCCGUAUCAGACGGCUCUUUCCAGCAGGUCUCCUUCGUCAACUCUAUUGCUACUACUUCUGGUGGUACGCAUGUCAACUAUAUUGCUGACCAAAUCUGCGAGUCGUUACUCAAGACUUUGAACAAGAAAAAGAAGGGACAUGCGUUGAAGGCCAAUCAUAUCCGUAACCACAUCUUCAUCUUUGUCAACUGCUUGAUUACCAACCCUGCGUUCACUUCGCAGACUAAAGAGCAGAUGACUACCAAGCUCAGCCAGUUCGGAAGCAAAUGUGUCUUGACUGAAGGAUUCCUCAAGAAGAUUAGCCAGACGGAUGCUAUCAACAACAUCAUUCAAUUUGCGGAAGCCAAGGCCGAUAAGCUGCUUGCCAAGAGUGACGGCAACAAACGAUCGAGAAUCAGUAACGCAAAGCUUGUCGACGCCAACUUGGCAGGGACCAAGAAUGGCUGGCAGUGUACUCUGAUCUUGACAGAAGGUGAUUCCGCCAAGAGUUUGGCUGUGGCUGGCCGUGCCAUUCUGGAUCCGGACAAGAUUGGUGUCUUCCCCCUUCGAGGUAAGAUGCUGAACGUUCGUGAUGCUUCAAUCGACCAGAUCAUGAAGAAUCAAGAAAUUCAAAACAUCAAGCAGUUCCUCGGGUUGAAGCACAAGACUGUUUAUACCGAUACCAAAUCCCUUCGGUAUGGUCACCUCAUGAUCAUGGCCGAUCAGGAUCACGAUGGUAGCCAUAUCAAAGGUCUUCUUAUCAAUUUCCUUCAAGUUCAAUACCCCUCCCUUCUUAAGAUUCCCGGUUUCUUUCAAGAAUUCAUCACGCCCAUCGUAAAGGUCUGGCAAGGCCCGAAUCCCAAGAAGCCCUUGAGGCUGAAAUCAUUCUUCACUCAACCUCAGUACGAGGAAUGGAAGGAGGAGCACAAGCACGAGUUGAAAAAAUGGGAGUCGAAGUACUACAAGGGUCUGGGUACCAGCGACAACAAUGACGCCCAGGUCUAUUUCCAAGAUCUUGAUACGCACUUGAAGACUUUCGACGUGAUGCGUCCUGAAGAAGCCGAAUUAAUUGAGCUUGCUUUCUCCAAGAAGAAGGCGGAUGCUCGUAAAGAAUGGCUUGGCAACUUUGUCCCGGGAACCUACCUUGACCACGCUAUUAAGCAGGUCACAUACAACGACUUUGUUAACAAGGAGUUAAUUCUGUUCAGUAUGGCUGAUAACAUGCGGUCCAUCCCCUCGGUUGUUGACGGCUUGAAACCUGGUCAGCGAAAGGUUAUCUACGCUUGUCUGAAGCGAAACUUGAUCAAAGACAAGAAGGUCGUUGAAUUGGCUGGUUAUGUAUCUGAACAAACAUCAUACCACCACGGUGAAAUAUCUCUGCACCAGACUAUCAUCGGGCUUGCUCAGAACUUUGUCGGUUCCAACAAUGUCAACUGUCUCGAACCGAGUGGUAACUUCGGUUCCCGACUUCAAGGUGGUUCAGAUGCUGCUAGUCCUCGUUAUAUCCAUACUCGCCUCUCUCCUUUCGCCCGUCGCGUGUUCUCACCUCUAGACGAGCCCAGACUAGAAUAUCAAGUUGAAGACGGAAAGAGAAUCGAACCCAAGGUUUACGUGCCCGUUAUCCCUAUGAUCUUGGUAAACGGCGCGGAUGGUAUCGGUACCGGUUGGAGUACAUCAAUCCCAAACUAUCACCCUCUGGAUAUUAUUAGAAACCUGAAGCGACGUAUGGGACGCAUGGACGGUGAAGACGAAAAGCCGUUCGAGACGAUGACUCCUUGGUUCAGAGGCUGGAAGGGUACCCCACAGCCCGCCGACGCUAAUCGUUACCAGUUCAACGGUAUUGCGACCGUCGACGAGAGGAAGCCUAAUGAGGUCAUCAUCACCGAAUUGCCUAUUCGCAUGUGGACUGAUGAUUUCAAGGCAAAGCUUGAGGAAAUCAUCCGAGCUGAAAAGACUCCUUCAUUCAUCAAGGACUACAAGGAAUUCAACGACCACAACACUGUCCACUUCGAAAUUCAGUUGGAUGAGAAGCACAUGGCCCAAGCCUUACAGGAGGGCCUGCUCGAGAAGUUCAAGUUGGUUAAGCAGGUCGCUACAUCUAACUUGGUUGCAUUCGAUACUCGUGGCAUGAUCCGCAAAUACGAAAAGGUGGAAGAUAUCCUGGAAGAGUUUUACAACUACCGUAUGAACAUGUAUACUGAACGAAAGAUGCAUUGGCUUGGUGUCUACGACGCGGACUAUCGCAAGUUGAAAAGCCAGGCUAGAUUCAUUCAGGAGAUCAUGGACGGCACGCUAGUGGUAUCUCGCAAGAAGAAGCAAAUCAUCAUAGAGGAGCUUCGUGAGCGGAAAUACGAGUCCUUCCCUAAAGGACAAGAUGCUAAGAAGACCAAAUCGGAAGAGGAAGAGGAAGAAGAGAACAACGAGGAAGAAACAGUCGACGAAACUAGCGAAGCAUCAAAUGGCUACGAUUACCUUCUUUCCAUGCCGAUCUGGUCGUUCACCCAAGAGCGACUCGACCGUCUCAAAGAGCAAAUUAUCAAGAAGAAAGCUGAGCGAGAUACGCUCGAUGCGCUCAGCGAGAAGGAUCUCUGGUGUAAAGAUCUAGAAGACUUUGAGCAAGUGUGGGAGACUCAAAUGCGCCUCGAGCAGGAGAUAGCUACUGGAAUCCGUAGGAAGGGUCGCCGCACAUCAAAGAAGAUCGGCGCUGGCGGUGGUGGAAGAGGCCGUAAGGUAAAGGAUGAGGAGGAUGACUGGGCCCCAGCAGCCAAAUCAAAGCCAGGUCCCAAGACUGCAGCCAAACCCGCUGCACCAAAACCAAAAGAUCCGCCUAAGGAAAAGUCUGUUCAACGUUUUGCAGCCAUGUUCAAUGGCGGUUCCAAGAAAGACACAGCAGGUGGUGGGGCGGAUUCGGACUCGGACCCAUUCUCAGACGAUGACUUUGCUAAACUGAAGAAGCCGACUAAAAAGGAGAAAGCCGAAGCUGAUGACUCGGAUGUAGAGAUCCUACCGGCACCUCGAACCAAACGUGCCGCAGCUUCGAAAGCCAAGAAGUUCAUCGUGGAUGACGACGAGUCAGAAAGUGAUGACGACAAGAUGCUCGGUGAUGUCGGUGAUUUGGUCAAGGGUAUUACGAACGGCACUAGCAGCACGUCCGAGAACAAGACAGGUCGACUUAGCUUGUUUUCCAUGUCGAGACCGGAUAGCAGCAGUGGUAACAGUAGCGGGUUGAAAGUUAAGAGCAAGCCCUCGAAGGCCUUAGAUCUGGAUGAUCAUGACGACACCAAUUAUGAGAUGCUGGCCAAGCCAUCACCCUUUAAGACUACCCGUCGAGAUGACUUGGACAGUUUCCUCUCCGACGAUGAUUUACCCCCUGUUUCUAAGCCUCUGAGCAAGUCGAAGUCCUCAAAGGAGGAGCCUAAACUUAAGCCCAAGUCUAAGCCGGUAGCUGUCGCCACCAGCACCAGCGAGCCUGCAGUCAAGAAAAGCCGUGGCCGGCCUGCUGGAACUAAGACCAACAAGUCUAAGGAAGAUGCGCCCGCAAAGAAGGUAACGGCGUCUAAAGCUACAAACUUAUCACCAGCGGCGAAGGCUUAUGCUGCUAAGAAGAAUAAGGCAAAGCCGAAGAAGGAUGUUUUCGACAUGGAUGAUGAUGAAGACGACGACGUUGAGAUGGCUGAAGCCGACUCAUCACCCCCGCCGAGACCAGCGGCUCGUGGCAGACCUGGGCGAGCGGCAGCAUCUAAGUCAAAGCCAGUCUACAUCAUUGACGAUGAUGACGAAGAUGAAGACAGCUUGCAGCUCCCCAACGACGACGACGACGAUGAUGACGAUGGCGAACCGAGCGAUGCUUUCGCUAUGGACGACAGCGAGUGAUUGUUAGUAGCUGACUUUACGCAUACUUGUCGGUCAACGAGCUACCACUCGCAACGAAAAUCAGUAACAGGAUACAAAAAUCAUGUUAUAGGUAAACGAUCCUGAUCGUUAAUUUCAUCUCGGCGUCGGUGAGGAACAAGGAUGGUGUGGUAGCAGAUACCUUUUUGGUGACUAGGCGGAUGAGGGGUGAGGGAGGAUUUGAUCGAGGGGUGACGAUUAAUCACGAGGCGUUGGUGGUUGGUCUUGUCUUUGGUUGCUUAAUUUAAGGUACCUAUUAAUUUUGCUGCUUUGCCUUUUUCUGAUAUACGGUAUUCUGUUUACGUACAUGUAUAUGUAUACUAGAUAGGAGAAUGUCCUCUCAUCAAUUCUAUCUCGUAAGCAUGAA
Molecule: messenger RNA, 5730 nt
Organism: Daldinia caldariorum
Lineage: Eukaryota; Fungi; Ascomycota; Sordariomycetes; Xylariales; Hypoxylaceae
Product: type II DNA topoisomerase
Exons: 4
Coding region: 264-5345 (1693 amino acids)
Biological process (GO): resolution of meiotic recombination intermediates; DNA topological change; sister chromatid segregation
Cellular component (GO): nucleus
Molecular function (GO): ATP binding; DNA binding; DNA topoisomerase type II (double strand cut, ATP-hydrolyzing) activity
Source: RefSeq, a predicted model, not a curated record